AUGGAAUGUCCGAAGAUUCGAGCAGGAUCAGCCCAGAAAGCGCCCGUCGCAGUUGCGGCUUUACUCCGACCUCCACCUCCAAUCCUAUCCCGUUUCGAGACCGUCGGUCCCGCACCCCCGUAUUACGGCCUCGGUUUCUACCCCGAAAGCGCAACACAGGACACGGCACCUGUCGCCAUGGCCCCUAUCCCUCCUAAUCCCAACCCUUCAUGGCCCCUCCCAAAAUUCAACCUCACAAUCCAUGAUAUCGACCACGAAGGAGUAGAAGUCUUUCUAAACGCCGUGAGACCUAAAGAUGUCCUGCGUCAAGCGGUGUUAGCGAGCUACCAAUGGUUGUAUACGGAGGAAUGCCCACCUCAACUAAUCCAAGAGCUCCAUUUGAUCCUGCGCGCAAUGCCAGGCGUAGCCCACGCAACGGGCAGCUCAACGCAUAAACAGAUUCACUUCUCGCUCGAUUAUAUCAAGCGUAUACCCAAAGAUAGAGUCGCACACGAAAUCACCGGCGUAUUAAUCCACGAAGCGGUGCAUUGUUUCCAGUUUAAUGCACAAGGGACGUGUCCUGGGGGUUUGGUGGAGGGGAUUGCAGACUUUGUCCGCCUCAAAGCAGACUACGCCCCACCCCACUGGAAACCACACACCACCAACAGAGAAUGGGACGCCGGAUACGACACGACUGCCUACUUCUUGGCAUGGAUUGAAUCACGCUACGGGGAAGGAACCAUCCGCGAAUUGAACCAUUGUAUGAAGGAUAGAAAGUACCACAGGAGAAUGUUUAAAGAGUUGACGGGGAGGCCGGUUAGAAAGCUGUGGGCGUUGUAUUGUGCAAGUAUGAACAGUGGCGGAGGGGAGGGGAAGGAAGGCAAUAGCGAGGACGAAGAUGAAGACGAAUACGACGUCAUCGACAGUCCUCAAGAACCCAUCGUCAAAUCCAACUGA
Molecule: messenger RNA, 936 nt
Organism: Coprinopsis cinerea okayama7#130
Lineage: Eukaryota; Fungi; Basidiomycota; Agaricomycetes; Agaricales; Psathyrellaceae
Product: NtPRp27
Exons: 4
Coding region: 1-936 (311 amino acids)
Source: RefSeq, a predicted model, not a curated record